AGUUGUCGUGGUGAUAGCUUGAUGAGUCGAUGACAUUUCAUCGAUUAAACAUCAACUUAUUAUUUGUGAAUAUGGAAAACACCGAAUAUGAUUAUCAAACAUUCGGUAAAAUGUUUGCACAGAAAAGUCCAUGGCUGCCAGUUGCCAGACUUGAAGAAGAAGUCUCCAACAGUUUUUUGUACGAAAGGGAGCAAGCGAUACAAUACCCGCCUAUUUUUGCCAAAAAAUCAUGGACCAAAGCAACAGUUGAGAAGGAAACGCAAAUAUUUUACGAACCUACGGAAACCAUAGGUGCCACUUUCACACCUGCUGCCAAAUUUUUACGAAUAAAAGAACUGCCAGGAAGAAAAAAGAAACUUAAUCCUAGUCCUCUAGGUGAAGAUGGUAAACUGCAAUACCCUCCGAAAAAGUCCCGCAAACAGAUUGAAAAUGAGCAGAGGCAGGCAGAAGAGAAAAGCAAAGCCCUUGAAACGGCGAACAUGUUCGUUGAUGUCGAGGAUCUUUUGUCGGGACGCUAUCAUCAGAGGCGAAUGGAGAAAAAGUUGAAAAUAGCGAAGGAAAAAUCCAUGUGCAGGAAAUUCGAACUCUUGAAAUGGGAAGGGUUCGCGCUGGAAAGAAAAAUGUUGGAAAAACUGGAAGCCAUCCUGCCCAAGGACCCCGACUGGCAGAAACACCACCUGCGCAAGCAGGCAGCCAAAGACACCAACAAAAUGAUCAAGCAGAAAGAUCUACAACGCAUAGUAUAUUAUUUGACGGAGGGCAUAGGUCCGGAGUACGUGGCAGCAUACGACAGAAGCUUUUUCGCUUGCUUCAGAUCUAAGAUACCGCCAAAACUCACCAAACUGAAGGAGUUCAGAGCGAUGGUUGCUGCAGAUGAGAGGGACGUCAUGAAGCUGUACUGUAUCUUCAUGAGGAAGCAUCUGCUGACUUAUGUACUUCAGGAUCCAGCGGAAAUGAAGAGGUUGCAGUUUCAUACAUUCCCAAUAGAUUUUCCAAUUCUCCUAAUAAGAGCACCAGUACCUUGGCAUACUCAGUAUUGCUUGAGCACACAGUUCAUGGAAAAACACUAUCACAAUGGUAAUAUAGUUGUGAGAAGUAUCCGGGAUCUUUGGUAUAAAAAGUAUGACCAAAUGCACAUCCUGCCCCUAUCGACCCUCCUCGAGACCGACGAGCCCCUCUCCCCCGCCAUUUUCGAACGCCGCGUCAACGACAUUUGCGCCGAAUCACGGAAACUUCUGCUGGAACAGUGGCUGCCCGCGUGCGCGGACAUCUUUCUGAAGUACAAGGCCGCGUGGAGGCCGUUGGUCCCGCGCUCGUCCUCCGAUUCCACGGAGAUCAUCGAGGAGUUCUUCGACUGCGUGAAUAUGCUGUUGGCGAAGGAGUUAAGGGGAUUGGUGAUGAGGAGUUUGGAGCACUUCGCUAAUCUUUUUCAAAGAUUCAAGGAUGGCAAUGAUUUCGGCGAAGAAUACGCAGAUUUCGCCCUUCCCAACCUCCCAAUCAUAACUUUGAUCUUGAAACCGCACCUAGGGACGGAUUCGCUAACCCUCAGCCCUACCCUGGAAGAUAUCCAGGAGAUGCUCACCAGAUGCUUCAAGCGCAUUUUGGAUGUCAACGUCAAAGUCAGCCGCAUCGAGAUGUUGAUGUUUUCCGAGUUUUCCAAAUCGGAGAAGUAUUUGUUCUCGGUGCGGGAAAGCGAGGGCCCUGUACAGGCAGUUUUUCGAAAAAUGAUAGACUCGAUAACGCCCAACUAUGUGGGGCCUAAGAAAUACCUGGAGGCCUACACGAAGUACCAUUACAUACUAGACGGUGGUCUGGAAAAAGAACUGGAAGAUUUUUUCUCCAUUGAGCCGUUCCCUGUCUUGAAAGAUUUCGCUAGGAAAAUAAAAAAAUACGAGGAUAUCAAAGAAGAAGUGAUCGAUUUGAGGCGCAACGUGCCUCUGAACUUUUUCAAUUUAGACUGCAGCGAAGUGAACGAGGCGUUGUACGCCAUCUUGGACAAUUUGAGGAAGAAAACGGUGAACUUUUUCGUGCAAGAGAAUCACAAUCAUAACAGGAGGAUAUGCGACACGUUCGAUGAGAUGUCUCAGAAGGUGAGCGGCAGUCCUGAUACCGUGGCUGAUCUGGUCGCGUUGCAGAACUACGUCGUCGAAUCCAGGGAUGUCACGAUGUACAACUUGAAGGAGCAGAUCAGGAAGACGGCCGAAUAUGUGGUUUUUCUCAUGGAUUAUGCUCAUCUUCCAGUCGAGGACAUCCAGCUGAACAGCCGGGUAUUCCUGUGGCCCAAGGACAUGGAAUCAGUCAUAGAGGUGGCCAUCCAACGGUUGAACAUGAAGCGGGAUCAGGCUGAGACGGUGCUGAGAAACAAGAGGACGGCGUUCGAUGCGAGAUUGAAGAAGCACGAGAAGCUGCUCAUCGCCUUCAAGAAGAAGGAUCCGCCCAUUUUGACGAUGGAAGAGAUGGAGGAGAGCGUCGCUGCUGUGGAGAGUAUCGUCCAAAAGUUAGAGGAAGAUAAGAUGGAAGCGGAACAAAUAAAUGAAGAAGAACAGCUGUUGGAUAUAGAUAUUUCCCCAUUCAUAAAUCUGUAUAAAAUGUUGAGUGUUAUCGAACCAUACGACAAAUUAUGGCACACAGUUCUGGAGUUCCAUGAAAAUUACGAUAUUUGGUACUAUGGACCAUUUGCAGACCUAGACGCCGACCAGAUAACCGACUACGUGGAUGGGGUGUGGCGCACCCUGUACAAACUCGCGAAAACGCUCAACGACAAUCCGGGCUCGAAAAGGAUCGCCGAAAUGGUCAGAGCCAAAGUGGAAAAGUUCAAGCAGUUCCUGCCCGUCCUGCAGACCAUUUGCAACAAAGGUCUGCAAAAGAGGCACUGGGACAGGAUCAGCGAGAUCGUCGGCGUGGUGUUGGAGAUCUCCGAAUUUUCUACUUUGAACGACAUGAUCGAAGCUGGUUUGCCGAAGUUUACGCAACAGCUGGAAGAGAUCGGCGCAGCUGCUACCAAAGAGUACGCGCUGGAGAAGAACUUGCUGAAGAUGAAGGAAGAGUGGCAGGACAUUUGCUUCGAGUGCGUACCGUACAGAGAGACCGGAGUCAAUAUUCUAUCGGCUGUAGAUGAUAUCCAGGUGAUGAUGGACGACCACAUAUUGAAGGCCCAAACGAUGCGAGGCUCACCCUACGUCAAGGCCUUCGAAGAGGAAAUGCAAGCAUGGGAAACCAAACUGAUCACCAUGCAGGACAUCCUGGACCAGUGGCUCAUGUGCCAAGCCACCUGGAUGUACCUGGAGCCGAUAUUCAGCUCAGAAGACAUAAUGAGGCAGAUGCCCACCGAAGCUAGAAGCUUCAAGACAGUCGACAGGGUGUGGAGGGCCAUACAAAAUAACACUGCCAAAGACACUCACGUGCUCAAAGCCACCGAGUUCAAGAACAUGCUGGGUCUGUUGAGAGAGAACAACAAACUGCUGGAUGAAAUCCAGAAAGGGCUCAACGACUAUCUGGAGAAGAAGCGUCUGUUUUUCCCUAGAUUCUUCUUCCUCUCCAAUGACGAGCUGCUGGAGAUUCUGUCCGAAACGAAGGAUCCCUUGCGGGUGCAGCCGCACCUGAAGAAGUGCUUCGAGGGCAUUUAUUCGUUGGAGUUCACCAAGGACGAGGAGAUUGUGGGGAUGGUGAGCGCGGAGAAGGAGAAGGUGCCUUUGUGCACGAAGAUCGUGCCUGCGGAUGCUAAGGGGAUGGUGGAGAAGUGGUUGGUGCAGGUGGAGAAGAUAAUGAUACAAUCGCUCAAGGACAUAACGAGGGACUCGGUGAACAACUACCCCACCGUGGACAGACCGACGUGGGUGUUGGCGUGGCCGGGACAGAUUGUACAGUGCGUCGACUGCGUGCAAUGGACCUCGGAGGUGACCAACGCCAUCUUCAGCGGCGCGCUGGAGGAGCAGGAGGAGAUCUGCACCGAGCAGAUCGAGCAGAGCGUCAAGCUGGUGCAGGGCAAGCUGAAGCCGAACAAUCAGGUGACCGUCGAGGCUCUAAUCGUCAUCGACGUGCACUGUAGGGAUAUCGUGAGAACGCUCAAAGAACUGAAAGUCACUUCCAUCGCCGAUUUCAAUUGGAUAUCUCAGUUGCGUUACUAUUGGAAAGAUCAUUCGGUGACCGUGUCCAUGAUAACGACUGAAGUUAUGUACGGUUUCGAAUAUUUAGGAAACACCGGUCGUCUGGUAGCCACGCCGUUGACUGACAGAUGUUAUAGGACGUUGAUGGGCGCUCUGAAGUUGAACCUGGGCGGUGCUCCCGAAGGCCCCGCCGGCACCGGCAAGACCGAGACCUGCAAGGACCUGGCCAAGGCGGUGGCCAAGAAGUGCGUCGUGUUCAACUGCUCCGACGGCUUGGACUACAAGGCGCUGGGCAAGUUCUUCAAAGGGCUGGCGCAGGCCGGCGCUUGGGCCUGCUUCGACGAGUUCAACAGGAUCGAGUUGGAGGUGUUAUCGGUGGUGGCGCAGCAAAUAUCCAGCAUCCAGCUGGCUGUGGCCGCCAAACUGACCAAGUUUGUUUUCGAAGGUACCGAGAUCACGCUGGAUCCCACGUGUACCGUUUUCAUCACCAUGAAUCCUGGAUAUGCUGGUAGGCAAGAACUCCCAGACAAUUUGAAAGUGUUAUUCAGAACGGUGGCAAUGAUGGUACCAGACUAUGCAAUGAUAGGUGCAAUCUCCCUUUAUUCUUACGGAUUUGUGCAAGCAACAAAUCUUGCACAAAAGAUCGUCCAUACGUACAAACUGUGUUCGGAGCAGCUGUCUUCUCAAAACCACUACGAUUACGGCAUGCGGGCUGUCAAAUCCGUGCUGCUGGCGGCGGGGGCACUCAAAAGGGGCUAUCCGGACGUGCAAGAGGCGCAGCUGGUCCUGCGAGCCAUCAUCGACGUCAAUUUGCCCAAGUUUUUGGCGCAAGACGUCCCCCUCUUCAUAGGCAUCUACAAGGAUCUGUUCCCUGGCAUCGAGUUGCCGGUUUUCGAACGAGCCGAUCUCAUAGCUUGCCUGAUCGAGGAGAUAAAGAAGAAGAACCUGCAGCCGACCCCAUGGUUCGUGGAGAAGUGCAUGCAGAUAUACGAGAUGAUUCUGGUGCGGCACGGCCUGAUGAUAGUCGGAAGGCCUAUGGGCGGGAAAACUUCGGCGUACCAAAGUUUGGCAGAAGGUCUGGGCAGUCUGGCGAACCGAACGGAUGCCAAACUGGCCGAGAACCAGGUCAUCUACAAGAUCAUCAAUCCGAAGGCGAUCAGCAUGGGUCAGCUGUACGGCCAAUUCGAUCCGGCUUCGCACGAGUGGUCGGACGGAGUGUUAGCCACUACCUUCAGAGAUUACGCCAAUAGUUACACCUCUGACAGGAAGUGGAUCAUCUUCGAUGGACCGGUGGACGCCGUGUGGAUCGAGAAUAUGAACACGGUGCUGGACGACAACAAGAAGUUGUGUCUGAUGUCCGGGGAGAUCAUUCAGGUGGGUUGUGU
Molecule: messenger RNA, 5491 nt
Organism: Phaedon cochleariae (mustard beetle)
Lineage: Eukaryota; Metazoa; Arthropoda; Insecta; Coleoptera; Chrysomelidae
Source: the annotation of a GenBank genome assembly